Molecule: messenger RNA, 2419 nt
Organism: Phragmites australis (common reed)
Lineage: Eukaryota; Viridiplantae; Streptophyta; Magnoliopsida; Poales; Poaceae
Product: protein LNK2-like
Exons: 8
Coding region: 263-1933 (556 amino acids)
Biological process (GO): circadian rhythm; regulation of DNA-templated transcription
Source: RefSeq, a predicted model, not a curated record
CCGGUGGGUGGAGAGAGAGAGAGAGAGAGAGAGAGAGAGAGAGGUGGGGGGCGGGGCGCAGAAGGGGGCAACGGAGUAGAGAAGACAACAACUCGACACGGGAGAAGGAGAAGAGAAGAGGACGACGCAAGGCUUCGCCGCGUCGGCGAGUUGGGAUAAUUUUCGGGCUGCCGGAGAUGCUACCGUCGGUACCCGGGGGGCAACGCAAUUUGGGCUCGGGUUCGGGUGCGGCUCCCGCGACGGCGACCGCCACCUGAGCAGGAUGUUCGACUGGAACGACGACCAGCAGCAGGUAGGGGAUGCAAUAUGGGCUGAGUUCAAUGAGAAUGAAGACCAUAUUGUGCCUUACCCUAAGGGUGCAGAAGAUAGUACGUUAGUUAGUAUUGGAGAUCACAAGAACAAUGAUGAAGAGGCAGCUAGUAUUACAGGCAUCACUGAACGUUCUGCAUGUGCUCAGACUGAACUUCAAGGGUUGGAAAAGCAGCCUGCAAAUCAGACGAGUGAGUUUUCAGCUACACGACUUGACAUGGAAUCCUGGCCCGACCUACCUUCUUUGAACCCUGCACUUGAUAGAAACUACAGCGAUGAUAACAUAGAAUCCACAUAUCUGGAUUUCAGUGCUGAGCCAAGUUUGGAGAAAGUGACAGGAAAUACUACAGUGCAGCUGGAUGGUGAACCUGAAGUGUUUGGUAAUGAUCAUGAAGAAAAGAGUAAUAGCUUCCUUGACUGCGACUGGGGUAAUAUUGGGGACUUAGAUGAUUUUGACCGCCUAUUCAGCAGUAGUGACUCCAUAUUCGGUAAUGAGAUGGUUGCCAGUGGCAGUGAUUUUCUCUCCACAUCUUCGGAUUUGAUGGAUAAUACUGUACAAUCAACCCCAAGUCCGCUUGUACCAUUGAAUAAACAACCAUCUUCUGAUCGUGGACCUUCUUCGCUUCUGAUUAAUGAAAUUUCUGGUGGAAUUACCAAACAAGAAAACAAGGGAGAUGUGCAGAAGAAGCCAGUGAGGUCACGCAGAAAACUAGAGGAAAGAUGCAAAAGUAAAAUAUCCAGCAAUACAAGUGGCUUGUCCCAGAGCAAAGGACAGAAUCCACCAGCCAGUUUGCAAGCUCCUAUGCAAACUGUCCAGACUCCUCAAUAUGCACCGUUCCAUGAUGGCAAGAACAUGGGGCAAGUUCAGCAUUCUAAUCAGUUUAUGUUUCCUGGCUAUGGGUAUCCUGCAUAUCCAUUUCCUACCAUUCCUUUGGUGUCAAACAUUCAGGCUAAAGGCCAUCAGCCAAAACCAGCUUCUACAAGCUACAGACCUUCAACAGAUUCGCCAAAGAAUUUGAGUUCCAUAGAGAAGUCACAAGAUAUACCAUCAAAGCCGUUAACCAUGACACCACAAGAAAAGAUCGAAAAGCUUAGGCGCCGGCAGCAAAUGCAAGCACUGAUAGCUAUUCAGCAACAGCAGCAACAACUUGGUCAAGAGGGUUCUAGCAGUGACAUUAUGGCACCUCAUGUGUACUCCCUGAGGAACAAAAAUCCAGAUUCCUUAGGGACUUCAAUUGUCAUAGAUGAAAAUGCAAAUAAGGUUUUUUCGCCUGAGCUGAUUCCAUCCAGCCACGAAGAGGUUCACAAGAGUUCUGCAAUUCCAGAUGAUCCCUUUAUAGAGGAAAAAAUAUACUAUCAGCUUCAAGAUGCUCUUGGCAAGUUGGAUACCAGAACUCGACUAUGCCUUCGAGACAGUUUGCUUCGUUUGGCUCAUAGUGCCACAGAGAGACAAAUUGCUGGUGACAGAAGUAGCACUAACAAGACUAAUAAAGAUGAAGAUGAAGCUUCAGAAAAUGACGCAUCUAGUAGAAGAAAAAGGUACCCCUUUAUACCCGGGCAAGGUGAUGCAGACUCAAUUAACCUGACAUGGCGCACCAUUAAUUGGUUUAGAAAACCUCACUGAUCUAGUCGAACCCAAGUCCCGUACGCCUCAAGCUUAUAAAGUGCACAUAUAGAAAUACAACCAAUAUGCUGUUAAAUUCCUUCGUAAUAAAAGUAUGUUAUUGGUAAUCUGCAAUUUUAGUCUUUCUAAGGUAGCCUCAAAUAUGCCUUAUUUACCAUCUAUGCCACAUGUGACCUGAUAUACCUUUGUUGUUCAUUUGUUAGGUAGUAGUUUGUAUACCAGUGUUUUAUCACUGAAACCUUUCACAAUGAAUUGAGGACCGAGUAGAGCUCGGGUGGCUUGAGAGAUGGUGUUUUGCUCAACCCAUCCAGGUUCGAUCCCUAGGAUUGACCUGCAUGCCUCACCUCCACCUUGGGAUUUAAUCUCAGGUGUGUUUACCCUAGGGAUUAUAUCCCGGGCAGGUUGUGUUUGGGACGCGCACACGUGUGUGUGCAUGUGUGGCAUGAGUGUCGUGUGUGAGUCCUGUGUGUCCUUGAAUGCACCCUC